This is a messenger RNA of Girardinichthys multiradiatus, 2114 nucleotides long. It is a transcript of the gene myod1, whose product is annotated as myogenic differentiation 1. Gene Ontology annotation, biological process: positive regulation of myoblast differentiation; muscle organ development; regulation of transcription by RNA polymerase II. The record is from RefSeq and is a predicted model, not a curated record. The transcript is spliced from 3 exons. Bases 144 to 1028 code for a protein of 294 amino acids. Gene Ontology annotation, molecular function: RNA polymerase II cis-regulatory region sequence-specific DNA binding; DNA-binding transcription factor activity, RNA polymerase II-specific; protein dimerization activity. Lineage: Eukaryota; Metazoa; Chordata; Actinopteri; Cyprinodontiformes; Goodeidae.
CCCGGCUGACAGCUGCUAUGAGAACAGGAAUCAAACAUAACUUCUUCGUCUUUGCUGUAGCCUGAAUACUUUGCAUCGGCUGGAAGUGGGCUGUUUGUUUCUGCUUCAGCGGAUCUGGCUUCUGCUCUGAGUUGGACUCACUUAUGGAGUUGUCGGAUAUCUCCUUCCCCAUCCCUGCCGCUGAUGAUUUCUAUGAUGACCCCUGCUUUAACACCAGUGACAUGCACUUCUUCGAGGACCUGGACCCGCGGCUGGUUCAUGUGGCCCCGCUGAAACCUGAGGACUCCUCAUCCCCCUCCUCCUCCUUAUCAUCAUCAUCCCCCUCACCGUCCUCCCACCUGCAUCACCACCUUCAGCACCCAGAAGCAGAGGAAGACGAGCACGUCCGCGCCCCCAGCGGGCACCACCAGGCCGGCCGCUGCCUGCUUUGGGCCUGCAAAGCUUGCAAACGGAAAACUACCAACGCGGACAGGCGGAAGGCGGCCACGCUGCGUGAGCGUCGGCGGCUCAGCAAAGUUAACGACGCAUUCGAGACACUGAAGCGCUGUACGACGGCCAACCCCAACCAGAGGUUGCCCAAGGUGGAGAUCUUGCGGAACGCCAUCAGCUACAUCGAGUCCCUGCAGGCGCUGCUGCGCGGCGGCCAGGAGGACGGCUUCUACACGGUGCUGGAGCAUUACAGCGGGGACUCUGACGCGUCCAGUCCCCGCUCCAACUGCUCCGAUGGAAUGAUGGAUUUUAAUGGGCCGAGCAGAACAAAACGUUUUGACAGCAGGUCUUUUUACUCUGAGACGCCAAACGCUGGUCCAAAGAGGGAGCGCAACUCCGUGGUCUCCAGUUUGGAUUGCCUGUCCAGCAUUGUGGAGCGGAUCUCCACGGACAGCAGCAACCUGCAGCCCGCGGCUGACGGCUCCGGUUCCUCAGCCACCUCAGCUCCGCUCAGCGAGGCAGGAAAGGCCCCAGAGCCCAUUCAGAACCCCUCCCCCGCCGACAUCCAGGACCCAAACCGUAUCUACCAAGUCCUGUAGAGCCUCCUACACAACCCCAGCUUGGAAAUGAACACCCUGUCUUACACAAAGAUGCUGUAACAAUAAGUCAUCAUCUCCAUUUCCUAACCAGCUGGAAGCCUGAAUAAUGUCAAAGCUCAUUCCUGCUCGGAAAAAAAAAAACUUGUUCAUUUAAGCCUGUCAAAGUUUUCGUCACUGGGCAUUUUUUUUAUUAGUUUUGAUAUUAAUUUAAAAAUAAUAAAAUGUACUUUUUAUAUUUCUCUAGUCUUAAUUUAAAUUUUAAAUAUAUUGAUAAACGUAAACAUUUUUGUAUUUGUUCCAAGUCAAAAAAAACUAAAAAACGAAAUUAAAAGAGCAAACAGAAUAUUCUAUUAUAUAAUAACGAUAAUAAUGAUAAUUAUUGGUAUUAUAGUAGUAGUAUUUACAUUUUACAUCCCUGUAAAAGAGGGAACUAAGUAGAAACUUGUCAGUGGUUUGCAACACAAAUGAGGUUGAUUGCAUAAACCCUAAACUGAUAAGAAUAAUUUACUUUCCACCACAGAUGCGCUCCAAAGACUACAUUAUUCCACUGCUUGGUAAAGUUAAGGGAUCCAAUACUGUUUAACCAAUAGCCUCCAGUACAUUGUUUUUUAAGUAAAAAAAAAAAAAAAAGACUCAGUUUAUUCAUUUUAUGAACCGAGGCCAAAAAACCAUCCGCUGACAUUCCUCCAUUUUCACCCUUCCAUCUAAAGUCAAAAUACAACCACAGCACACACUGCUGCAGCUAAACCUGAUGACAAAAUGAUGGCGAGCGACAUAUUAAGCAGCAUUUGGAGAAGGAAUCUAGAGAUUGUUUUUACAUCCCCUCUGCAGGGCCACGUCUGCAUCCUGUCAGAUCCAGAUUCAGAAGUCUCUUUCAGCCACUGCAGCACAGAACCAUUUUUCUGUUUCUGUACAUAUGUAAAUAAGAGCUGAUUUGUUUCAUGUGAAGUUAUUCAUUUGUAUUUAAUGUUUGUUUUUAUUGUUUGUUGUGAAGAAAUUGCCACCUUUAUAUUUAUACUGCUGAAAAUUGUGUGAAAUUCUGAAGAUAAAUUCAAAAUAAAUAAAAAAUCCACUGGCUUAUUUAUA